Porites lobata is the source of this 6726-nucleotide messenger RNA. NCBI's taxonomy places the organism in Eukaryota, Metazoa, Cnidaria, Anthozoa, Scleractinia, Poritidae. The record is from the annotation of a GenBank genome assembly.
AUGCAUCACAUUGUCAAAACUUUCGAAGAAAAAGGAAGGUUUGAAGAUGACAGCGAAGCCGAUAUUAUUCGACAGAAACUCGAAAUGCUAGUAUCUAGCAUUCAGGUAGAAGUUGCAAAGCUCGAUGAAAGAUUUCAGGGGGAUUUGAUCAAGAGCGGAAGUGUUUACGAAGGAGUAAAAGUCCAUCAACCUGAUGAGUUUGACUUCAUGUUCAGAAUCAACUGUCUCACUAACAAAGCUCGCCUCUCUCGCUGCGAAAAUAUCCCAGGAUACGUGAGACUCGCACUGGAUGAUGAGAAAUGGAAAGAAUUUACAGAUGAACAAGGCUUCUUCAGCCCUAAUAAGCUGUGCCGCCAUUUCAAACGGCUAGUCAACGAAUCUUGGAGAACCAUAGACGUCCCCGAAGGAAUGGCCAUGCAAAAAGUAGACCAAGGCUACAUAGAUGGACCGUGGGGACCUGUGUUCAAUGGCCUAGUUGGAGGAGAAGGCCGCCCGUCUGAGAUUAUCGACAUAGAAUCACACGGCCCAGCUACGACAAUAAAAGUUAUAUGGAACGGUGGUAGCAGUUACAGUGAUUUACUUAUAAAAGUUGAUUUGACGCUAGCGCUGGAAUACGCCAUUUCAAAGCUUCCAGUAGGGUUGUCAGACCAGCUUCCACAGACUGUAGCCAGUGGGUAUCUUAAAAGGACUGGUUUUCACGUCGUUCCCGCGGGGUUUGAUGUGUGGCGCAUAUCAUUCUCCAGUGUCGAGAAAGACAUCCUGUCCGAUUCUUCAGCCGAGUUUAAAGCAUGUUACCGAGUAUUAAAGUACGUCAGGGACAGCGCCGCAAAAGACCUCAAUUUGGACCCAUCCUUAGUCCCAUCGUACAUUUUUAAGAGCGUCUUGCUAUCUCAGUUUUUUGUAGCGGGUGCGGAGUCCAAGGAUUAUUGGCUGGGAAAGGUAGAAGACACCUUAGAUGUUGUUUUGCGGGGGAUUAUGCAUGGAGAUAUCCAGAAUUUCUUCUUGUCAGGAUACAAUCUACUAUCCACGACUGACCACAAGAACAAGUUGCGACAGUUCAUCGUGGAAAAUAUGAUGAGUCUCGUGAAGGGUUUGAAGAUGACACGCACUCGAGAAGACGUUAGAGAAACGAGUAGGCAAAUCAGAUUGCUAGAAAUGGUAGAUGUGCUGGAAUUCAUGGUGUCUGAAACUCUUGGUGGAAAAGACCUCACCGCGUUCUGGAAUAAGCUGUUUGUCAACAUUGAUGAUGUUCCUACGGAAGCAUUUUAUGAAGAAAGCAACUUCACCGACCAGAUCACUGACAUGGAUAGGUUAGACCUUGAUGAAGAUAUCUAUGAAAAGCUCGUUCAAGAAUGGUCUAUGGUAAAAGAUCUUUUCGAACAACUGAUUGCUGUCCUUCCCAAAGAUCUGAAAAUUUUGGCUCGUAAAUUCUUCAUCCGAACCGGGCACAAAAGGAAGAAAUUUGAACAAGAACAUAAAGGUGCCCUUGCCAACCAAAUCAAGCAAAUAACAAAUCAUGAAGCUGCUUGCCAAUACAUAAUGGAGUACUCUGAGAAUUACUUAGACGGAAAGGGCUUUACUGCAAAGUGUUACUCAAAUCUGCUCAAAGCAAUUCCUCCUGGUUACACAUCUCCGGGAUUCCUUCAGGAUGUUGCUGACAUAACCUUGAAAGACGGAAGUGAACGAGGUCGUGUGGUAUUCAGAGAGCGCCUAUUGAAAUACAUGUCCUCGGUUCCUGAAUCGGUAUUAAUUUCUCUUCUUGCUGGCUUUAUAAGCCAGAUAUUCGUUCAUGGUCAAAAGGUGUUACGGCGCAAACUUGACUACAUCAAACUGCCGGAGUUAGAUCUAGACUGAAGGCAAAAUUCUUCACAGACAAUGUUUCUAGGAUGCAGGAUGAUUGUUGUAGUCAGAUGACAGCAUUAUGCAACUCUCGGUGGUUGCCCCUGAAAAAUUUUGUUGUGGCGUGCGGGACCUCUUCCCGAAACCCGGAGCUUGUUUCAGACCAAACUUGGCGAUUUUCCAUCUGAACCGGAAUGACGUCGUCAUGUUGCCAUGGAUACGUCGAACUAAAAAAUGACUUUUUUGGAAACUCUAAACUAUAUGCCACAAAUAGGUACAAUAUGAUUUCCUGCGUUGUUUAAAGCAUUUUAAAAUAAUAUUCGUGUUGAAAGAGGGUUUGUAUACUGAAAAACCCGGUCGAGCAACCUUAAAUGCAUUGGCCUCUGAUAAGAGAGUCGGAAUGAUAAAUAUAUUUCAUUUCCCACGUCUGACACGCACUGUUUGGUGCAUGAUUGUACAAAGUAAAGAACAUUUUCCAGUUGUUGGGUAAUCUGUUCCAACAUGUAGCGCCUCUAAAGGCAAAAGAUCGCUGUUAUAUCGUGUUAUAUCGUGUGUUUCUAUCAUGAUGAGCUAGUCUACGUGUAAAUUUUUGACUAAGAUAGUCUGGUGGUCGACCAUUUAGGUACUUAUAUAUGGACCAUUUAUCAGCAAUAGGAAGCCAUCUACGUGACUUCAGUCCCUCAGAAAUGUGAUCAUACUUCGGGAGACCAAGAACUAUCCUGUGGGCAAAGUUCUGAACUAAUUGAAAUCGGUUAAAAUUUGUUUUAGAGGUGUUGCUCCAUACGGUGGAACAAUAAAGCAAUUUACGGAAUUAGAAAACAAAAGCGUUAAUUAGUAAAAUAGUCCAGUCAAAUUGUGGUUUAGUAUCAAACUAAUUGCAACAGAAUUUUUUUCAACGCCAUUUAAUUGUUGAAUGGCUAUUUAACAAAACCGCCAAAAUCGGUUCGGUGAAACAUAUAAAGACUUUGAACUCUCACCACAGGAAGCACAAUUUCAGGAAGAUCGCAAAAUUCUGACAAAACAUCUGAAAAUUGUUUUAUUUUCUCAAGAAUUUUUGAUACAACAUUGCAAGUGUAUUUUGGGUAGUUUUGAUUUAAAAAAACGCCGACUUAAUGUGUGACAAACACCGGGUUAAGUGUCUCGUCUUGACGGUUCUGUACAGGUUACCCAGCCACUUGUCUGUCUCCAUAUUCUGUUUUCCAAGCUUUAAUUUUUUUUCUAUGACGGUAUUUAAAAGGGAAAUUAUUAGUCAGUCUGUCUUAACAUGGUUAAAAACAAUAAUUGAUUUUUUGCGUAUUAUCAGAAAUGCAGUAAGUAUUUUAGCAGUUUUACAGGCUGUUAAUUUUUUAUAUGUGCAGCAUGGAUUCAAAUUUAAUAGCUGACUGAUGGUGAACAGUUUGAUUUGAUAUUUUGCUCACCUUCGGUCAACUACUAAAUUUGCAUCCAUGCUGCAGGAUAACGUGCGACUAAAUGUGUGCAACGGACGAUAGCUUAGUAUCAGUACAAACUGUUUCACACCUAUUCCCGUUUUCUGUACGUAAUCGAGUUUUGUGAAGUAGGUAUGUUCAAACCUUGGACACAAUAUGUGUGAUCGAAAACAGGGAUUCUUUUUUUUUUCUCGCGGCAUGCGCAACUUCCUUUAGGAUUAUGACUCCGUGCUUUACAAUGUGAGUGAAUAAAUAUUCUGCUUAAGACUCCGUCUAUUUGGUUUUUGCUAGAUCUUAACGCUCUGCGCUUUUCAUUAUAAUUACACCUGGCCAAAUCUGUUGUAAGCGAAAUCCAGAAAACCAAGCGCAGUGUGAUUGUUCUAGUUUUAUCUUCUUAUUGUAGCGAGUCUCAGAUUUAGUUUAGUGUAUUUGCAUGUUUAGUUUGUAUUUUCUGCGGCAGCCCUUCGUUUCUUGGUAAGAUGAAUAAGUAGAGUAAUCGCUCUGUUGUCUCGAGGCGUUUAUAUUCCCUCCUUGCAUUUCUUUUGUGAGAACAACCCUGAACCUUAAACCAGUUUUUUUUCGUCCAUUUUCGUCAAUGAAGCCUGAAGACCUUUUUUUCUAUAACGAUCAUGGGAUCCUAUACGUCUGAAAAUAAUUGCAGCGUUCAAUGAAGGAGCGAAAGUACUGGACAUAUAUAUAUGUACGACAUUAAUGGGCUUGCCUGACUUAGCUUCUGAUGGCUCACCUCUUUUUGCAGAGCUUAUGUUUCUCUUCGGAUGAGAGUUGUGUAACACUUCAACUUACUACAUGUUAACCUUUUCACUGAGUUGCGAAAAUUAUGCCAUUUCUCCAUAGACUCUUACAAUAUAUUUUUACAUACCCAUUGUUUUGGCUACCCAGAUUUAAUUUUUCCCUUAAAAACCUGCCUCCCCUCCUCUCCAAUUCACUUUUAACACGAAGAAAACAAAAAACUUCAAAAAAUUGAAACUUGUAUAUUUGAGGAUGUCAGUACGUUAACGAAGAUUAAUGUAUAGGUAGCCGUAAAAGCCAAAACAUUACCUUGCUGGAUAUUUAAAAACGUACCGAGCGAAAAUUGCAGUCUUUUGACAAGAAAAAGACCAAAAGCAAAAUGAACCCGAAAAUCCCCCUAGAAAAGAACAAGGGAAGGAAAAAUAGAAAGAGUGAGGAGAAAGAGAAUAAAAAGUAAUGGCUGCGCUAUUAGCUGUUAUGUUGACUUCUUUGGAGAAAACUGUUUGAUGGGAGAGCUCUGUUUUGGCUGUAACCUUUCUAAAACUCCAACUACAUAUAUAUUUUUCUUACUCUUGCAGCUAACAGAAAUCUGAUUAAAAAAAGGAAUAUAUUUUUAAAGCCAAUGAUUAAGUAACGGCCUUCAUUUUUCAGAUUUAAAGCUUUACGACUAAAUUUGUUGUAGUUUUACAGGUAAAAGUUCACUCUCUUACUCUGUAAGCCUCCUGUUAUUUGGGGGUUCCUUGAGUGGAGCAUGGGAUUCCUGUGCAAAAGCCAGCCGCGUUUAAUAUUUAUCCUUUUUUAAAAAAUAAACACUUCGUUUUAUCACCGAAAACUAGGUAGCAGUUAUUCUUUCUUCUUUCACUUUUCAAUAAAAGUAACAGACACAUUUUGUGCAUUUUUUGUUUUAACGUAUAAUUUCAAAUAACGUGGGUGCCCUGUGUUUAAAGCUCAAAUCAUUAACGGUUAAUUUUGACAUGUUCCACCGAUAGGAUUUUGGCGGAUUUUUAGUAUGUUGCUAGAUAGGCCACCCUUACUUAAAUAGCGUGAAAACGAUUCUGUCGCAAUUAGUUUGAUGUUGAGCCUCGAAAAUGCCUAGAUUGACUGGACUAUAGUCCUGAAUCAGUCUCCUAUGGCGCCAUUAAAGGUAGACUGUACUAGUGGCCUUGUUAUAGAGCUUCUUUAUUACUUGAAUCAGGUUGGCGUUACUUCUAUCAGUCUCCUAAACGCCCAUAUUGCCACGAAAAGGUUUAUCUUAGUCCAACGGUGGGGAUUUCGUAUAAAUAUGCUAACCCCAUUUACAGCCUUCUCCGAAAAAAAGACGACAACGCAGGACAAAAGCCUUGGGCGGGUGGAGGAGGGAUGGGAGCCCUUAGAUUUGAUUGAGUUAUUAUCUCUGUACAAAAUCGCACAUUUUACGGCAUCAGUACUUAUGGAGCCCUAACCUUGGAAAUUGAAACAUUCUCAGUCUUUCAAUUUUUUAAAGUUUUAAGUAUUGCUCUAUCUACAAGCCUUUGAUACUAUACACUGUAAUUGCUGACACGUGAGUCCAUUAAAUCGAUUGAUGAUCUCUUGGACCUGCCAAAAUUAAAAAGAGAAAAACGUAUGUGCAUUUUGCUUUUCGACGUUGUAUAGUUAACAGCUUACUAAAGACACCACCAUGCAUCAGAUUGUUGAAAAUUUCGAAAGAAACGCAAGGUUUAAGGAUGACAACGAAGCCGAAAUUAUUCGACAGAAACUCGAAAGGCUAGUAUCUAGCAUUCAGGUACAAGUUGCAAAGCGCGACAAACGCUUCCAGAGCACUUUGAUCCAGAUCGGAAGUGUAUACGAAGGGGUAAAAGUUCAACGACCUGACGAAUUUGACUUCAAAGUCAGAAUCGACGGUCUCACUAACAAAUCUCUCCUUUAUCCCUGUGAAAAUAAUCCAGGAUACCUGAGACUCGGUCAGGAUGAUGAGAAAUGGAAAGAAUUUACAGAUGAACAAGGCUUCUUCAACCCUUAUAAAAUAUGCCGCCAUUUCAAACGGCUAGUCAAUGAAUCUUGGAGUACUAUAGACGUCCCCGAAGGAAUGGCCAUACAAGAAGUAGAACAGGGUUACAUCGAAGGACCGUGGGGAGUUGUGUUCACUGGUUUAGUUGGGGGCGAGGGCCGCCCGUCUGAGGUCAUGGACAUAGAAUCGCACGGCCCAGCUACGACAAUAAAAGUUAUAUGGAACGGUGGUGGCAGUUACAGAGGUUUACUUAUAAGUGUUGAUUUGACCCUAGCGCUGGAAUACUCCAUUUCGAAGCUUCCAGUGAGGUUGUCAGACCAGCUUCCACACACUGUAGCCAGUGGGUAUCUCAACAAUGCUGGUUUUCACGUCGUUCCGGCGGGAUUUGACAUGUGGCGCAUUUCGUUCUCCAUUGCGGAGAAAGAUAUCCUGUCCGAUUCUUCAGACGACUUUAAAGCAUGUUACCGAGUAUUAAAGUACGUCAGGGACAGCGCUGCAGACAACCUCGGUUUGGAAACAUCCUUGGUUCCUUCUUACUUGUUUAAGAGCGUCUUGCUAUCUCAGGUUUCUGCCGCGGGUGCGGAGUCCGAGGAUUAUUGGCUGGGAAGGAUAGAAGACAUCUUAAAUGUCGUUUUGCGGGGGAUUAAGCAUGGAGAUAUCCAGAAUUUCUUCCUGUCAGGAUACAAUCUACUGUCCACAACUGACCACAAGAACAAGUUGCGA